AUGGGGGGGGGGGCAGGCUCCAGAAGAUAAUGACCUCCUGCUGUGGGACAGGGAGGGAAUACUCUGGUCUCAGCCCCACACCAGGAAGUAAGCUGAGGUCACGGGCUGGCUGCCCACUUCCCUGUUGCUGGGAUACCUUUGUCCCUGUCAACAAUGGCUCCAGGGCCUUGGUGAUUAGAGCCUCUGGGAAGGUAGGGCCAGACAUGGAAAACUUGAGGCGGGAGGCUAAUCGGCCCUCUGUUCCCUCAGGCACUCUUGAACUCUACUUCCCUGACCAUCUCUACCGCAAUGACUACUUGUCCCUGGAGGGGCCCCGUUGGGCGCCGGCCACCAAGCAAGCCGUGCGCUGGAAAUUCACACCCAUGGGACGGGACGCGGCCGGCCAGGUUUGGUUCACCGGCCUAACCAACUCGAACCCAUGCGAUGCCUGGUACAUGCUGCCCCGCGCACUCUUCACUCCGUACCGCGAGGCCCACACGCGGUGGAACGGCUGCUUCCAGAGUCGCCAGCGUGGGUUGCCACCCGCCUACACACAGCACUUGCGGGAGAUGGCCUUCUGGGACCCCGCGAUACCCGCGCAGUACCUCAACCCGGGCACGCGCUGGGGGUGUCUGCAGUGGAGGGACAGGCAAAUCCGCGGCAAGGAGUUUGUGGUCACCAGGAACCAGUUCGGGGCAGAGCUGCCCCGGCGGUCGGACUAUGUACCGCACCUGUCACCGCCACAGCGGCCGCGCUUCACCGCGCAGGACUUCAGACAGCGGGGCCUGGAGAGGCCUUGCCCGGCCACCGGCCAGCCGCCCCCGGCUUUCACACCCACGCUCUGAUAAAGCUGUGCUACCAA
This is a messenger RNA of Mastomys coucha (southern multimammate mouse), 841 nucleotides long. RefSeq names its product chromosome unknown C19orf71 homolog (gene Tektip1). Bases 30 to 824 code for a protein of 264 amino acids. Lineage: Eukaryota; Metazoa; Chordata; Mammalia; Rodentia; Muridae. The transcript is spliced from 4 exons. The record is from RefSeq and is a predicted model, not a curated record.